UGAGGCCGAGAUGGUGGGAGGCGUGCGCGGUCGGGAAGAUAGCACCGUCCGGGGAACCCCUGAGAAGCUUGCGCACGUCGACCGGAGCCCCGAUACCUGGGUCAGAGGCGGGGAGCGCAGGAGCAGGCGUCCAGGAAUGUGACCUGAUCGUUGGGAACAACGCUAUCCCGGGGAACAGGGUGGAAACAGACGAGGGUGGGAGAAGGGCAAGGAGACGCUGGGGCUGCUGCGUAGAGCAUUCUGGGAGAUAUAGUCCGGCUAGGGAAGGGAAGUCGGCGAAUUCGCAUGCUCAGGAGCGGGAAAGCGGACCGCUGAGAACUAAGGUCUACCUAAGUCAGGAACCCGAGGAGACGACAAGACAUUGCAUGAUGUGAUAAGCAGGGCUCAGAGGAUGGGGCUGAAUUGAGAAAGGAUGCCACCUGGGUGUUGAACCACACAGGGGAAUUUGGACAAGUGGAGGGAGGCUGCCCUGUGGAACCAAGAUGGCAGGGACAGACACUAGCCUCAGCCCAGACUGUCUUUCUGAUGAGGCCCGCAGCACUGGGAUCCCCAGGGCACACAGCCCCAGAAGACAAGAGGCCCAUCAUGGUGAAGCUGGAGGACUCUGAGGAGGAAAAGGAGGAGACGACCCCAUGGGAUCCUGGCCCAGAGGCUGCACGCCAGUGUUUCUGGCACUUCCGCUAUGAGGAGGCAGCAGGGCCCCGAGAGGCCUUGGCGCUGCUCCGGAAGCUAUGCCACCAGUGGCUGCAGCCCAAGGUGCACUCCAAGGAGCAGAUGCUGGAACUACUGGUGCUGGAGCAGUUCCUGAGUGCACUGCCCACUGAGAUCCAGGCCCGAGUGCGGGAACAGCAGCCAGGCAGCCCUGAGGAGGCUGUGGCCCUUGUUGAGGAGCUGCGUCAGAAGCCAGGAGGACCCCGGAGAUGGGUCACAGUCCAGGUGCAGGGCCAGGAGGUGCUAUCAGAGAAGAUGGAGCUCUCUGACUUCCAGCCACUCCUUCAAACCAAGCCUAGGAUUACAGAACCUGGGCCUGAUACCCCUGGAGCCACACAGAGGUCACCGCUGAGUCUUCAUGUGAAAGAGGAGCCCGAGGUUACAGAGGACCCAGAAUUUCUGGAUUCUGGGCCUCUAGCCAGCCCCCACGAGGCCAAUUCCACCCUCCUGCUUGAGGAGGCCCAGGGCUGUGGGAUGGUGCUGGACCAGGCCUCUCUCCACAGCAAGACUGGGCUUAAGGGGCCCUCAUGGACGGAACUCCCUGGGGCCCUAUGGCAAGAACAACCUGGGAGCAUCUUCUCCCCAGGGUUUGCGCUCCAGAUGGACAGUGUCUCUGCUGGCCCAGGCACUGUGAGCCCCCACCUCCACUGGGACCAUGGUGUGGCUGGCCUCACAGGCCAACUCCAGUCACCCUUGCAAGAAGGUGGCUUCUCACAUGCACUCGUGCUCCCCAGCGACCCAGGAGGUGAGCAGGACCCCACGGAUGAGGAUCCCCGCCAGGGUGUGGGCCGAAUAAUGACCACUACCUGCUGGCCAGCCCCCAGGGGUCGGAGCCGAGGCCGUCCCAGCACAGGUGCCGGGGCAGUACGAGGUGGCCGUUGCGACGUGUGUGGGAAGGUGUUCAGCCAACGCAGCAACCUGCUGCGGCACCAGAAGAUACACACGGGAGAGCGGCCAUUUGUGUGCGGUGAGUGCGGCCGUGGCUUCAGCCGCAGCUCACACCUGCUGCGCCAUCAGCUCACGCACACGGAAGAGCGCCCAUUUGUCUGCGGCGACUGCGGCCAGGGAUUUGUGCGCAGCGCACGCCUGGAGGAGCACAGGCGUGUGCACACGGGCGAGCAGCCCUUCCAUUGCACUGACUGUGGCCAAAGCUUUCGGCAGCGCUCCAACCUGCUGCAGCACCGGCGCAUCCACGGUGAUCCUCCAGGUACCGGCACUGGGCCCCCCACGCCUCCCAGUGCACCGGAGCCCCCAGGCCCCUUCCCUUGCAGCGAGUGCUGCGAGAGCUUUGCGCAGCGUGCAGUGCUGCUGGAGCACCAGGCUGUGCACACGGGUGACAAAUCCUUCAGCUGCGUCGAGUGUGGCGAGCGCUUCGGACGCCGCUCGGUGCUGCUGCAGCACCGCCGAGUGCACAGCGGUGAGCGGCCCUUCGCCUGUGCCGAAUGCGGCCAGAGCUUCCGGCAGCGCUCCAACCUCACGCAGCACCGGCGUAUCCACACCGGCGAGCGGCCCUUCGCCUGCACUGAGUGCGGUAAAGCCUUUCGCCAGCGGCCCACGCUCACACAACACCUGAGGGUGCACACAGGCGAGAAGCCCUUCUCCUGCCCUGAGUGCGGCCAGCGUUUCAGCCAGCGUCUCAAGCUCACGCGCCACCAGCGGACACACACUGGUGAGAAGCCCUACCACUGCGGUGAAUGCGGCCUGGGCUUCACGCAGGUUUCGAGGCUCACAGAGCACCAGCGCAUCCACACAGGCGAGCGCCCCUUCUCCUGCCCCGAGUGCGGCCAGUGCUUCCGACAGCAUGCCAACCUCACACAGCACCGGCGCAUCCACACGGGAGAGCGGCCCUAUGCCUGCCCCGAGUGCGGCAAGGCCUUCCGCCAGCGGCCCACGCUCACGCAGCACCUGCGUACCCACCGGCAUGAAAAGCCCUUCUCCUGCCAGGACUGUGGCCGGCGCUUCCACCAGAGCACCAAACUCAUCCAGCAUCAGCGUGUCCACAGUGCAGAGUAGCCAGGGCCCACUGACCCCUCUGUGUCCACCUCAGUUCUCUGUGUGUAGGGGGACACAGAGGGGGACAGAACACCUACCUUGCACGGGUGUUGUGAGGCCUGCCAUCAUAUAGGUAUACACAGAUUGGCCCAGGGCCUAAUCCCCCAGUAGGUGUUCAAUAAACAGUAGAAGGAACCUGGCUCUGGAUCUCCACACACACAAUGCCACCCUACUUGCACCGGUUCCUCUCUAACAAUCCCACAUAUCCAUCACUUCCACUGCAACUGUGGUUCCUGACAGCCAUGGCCCCCCCUGCAGAAGUGGCUCCUAGCAGCAACUGCCCAUGGCUGCGAGGUUCCCCCACUUACUAUGAUUCCAGUACUGUUAGUUCAGGAUGACUUCAACGCACACAUCCAUGGGUCAAACGAACUGGCAGGGGAGGACCUGGACUGGCUCAGUUCUCCGCAGCCUGCCAAGACCACUGGAUGCAAUAAAAGUAGCAAACUUGUGCCCAGGAGACCAGAUGUGGCCUGGGAUGUGCUUGUAAAACUAAACCUGGGAAGACAUUCCUUAGAUGUGAAAGGCCAGGGCCCCAAAUUUGAAGCCUUUAGAAGUAUAUACAUCCAUCUGCCAAACCAACCUCCUGAGGAAAAACAUGAAGAAUGAUGUUAUAGCCACCCAUGAAAGACUAUUUCUGCAAAAACAGAUAAAGGAAAGAAAAACCACCACUUCUGCAACUGGCCAGGGAUACCUUUACAAGCUGGCCAAGUAGCUGGGGGUUAAGAAUCCAAGUGCUGCCCUGGCUGGUGUGGCUCAGUGAAUUGAGUGCCAGACUAUGAACCAAAGGGUGGUUGGUUUGAUUCCCGGGCAGGGCACAUGCCUGGGUUGUAGGCUG
Molecule: messenger RNA, 3598 nt
Organism: Phyllostomus hastatus (greater spear-nosed bat)
Lineage: Eukaryota; Metazoa; Chordata; Mammalia; Chiroptera; Phyllostomidae
Gene: MZF1
Product: myeloid zinc finger 1
Exons: 7
Coding region: 526-2724 (732 amino acids)
Source: RefSeq, a predicted model, not a curated record